Molecule: messenger RNA, 1598 nt
Organism: Loxodonta africana (African savanna elephant)
Lineage: Eukaryota; Metazoa; Chordata; Mammalia; Proboscidea; Elephantidae
Gene: FGL1
Product: fibrinogen like 1
Exons: 7
Coding region: 185-1168 (327 amino acids)
Biological process (GO): blood coagulation
Source: RefSeq, a predicted model, not a curated record
UCAGGUUCAAUUCUAUUUAAGGCAACACUGAGCAUCAUAAGUUUGUGUGGGGAAGGCUUGGGAAAUCCAGGAGAAUUUCCUUGGUGAUGCUCCGAUCCGGGAUAACUGGGAACUGCAGCAGAGCUUCUGGUGUACUUGGGUCCAAGUCCAACUCUGGUCUCACAAAAAAACCCAAAGCUGAUAAAUGAACAAAGCUGCUUUUGUUCUUGCAGUUCUUUCAAUGGGGAAGAUGGAGAAGCUGGUCAGUUUCGUCCUCGUCACCGUUGUUUUGGUAAUGAGCCAGGAAAGUGGGGCGCUGGAGGACUGCCUCCGAGAGCAGGCGCGGCUCCGAGCCCAGGUGCACCUGCUUGAGACCCGCGUCAAGCUGCAGCAGGUCAAGAUUGCUCACCUUUUGCAUGAGAAGGAAGUCCAAUACCUAGACAGAGGAGAGGAGAAGAGUGUCUUUGACCUUGGAGGCAAGAGGCAGUAUGCAGAUUGCUCAGAGAUCUUCAAUGAUGGGUACAAGAGCAGUGGAUUCUACAAAAUUAAGCCCCUCCAGAGCCCCAAAGAAUUCCCUGUUUACUGUGACAUGUCCGAUGGAGGAGGCUGGACUGUGAUUCAGAGACGAUCUGACGGCAGCGAGAACUUUAACAGAGGCUGGAAUGACUAUGAAAAUGGCUUUGGAAAUUUUGUCCAAAAAAAUGGUGAAUAUUGGCUCGGUAAUAAAAACAUUAACUUAUUGACCACACAAGGAGAAUACACUUUAAAAGUUGACCUUGCUGAUUUCGAAAAAAACAGCCGUUACGCACAAUAUAAAAAUUUCAAAGUGGGAGAUGAAAAGAAUUUCUAUGAAUUGAAUAUUGGGGAAUAUUCUGGAACGGCUGGGGACUCCCUCGCAGGAAAUUUUCAUCCUGAAGUUCAGUGGUGGGCUAGUCACCAGAGGAUGAAAUUCAGCACCUGGGACAAAGACAAUGACAAUUACAAAGGAAACUGCGCGAACGAGGACAAAUCCGGCUGGUGGUUUAACAGGUGUCACUCUUCAAACUUGAACGGUUUAUACUACAGAGGCCCGUACACUGCGGACACGGAUAACGGCGUCGUCUGGUACACCUGGCAUGGCUGGUGGUAUUCUUUGAAAUCUGUGGUUAUGAAAAUUAGGCCAAAUGACUUUAUUCCAAAUACUGUUUAAUCGUCCCUAUUGGACUUCCACUGAGGCAAUUGUUCAAAAUAUUUGCAAAGCAGCAAUUCUGGACAUACAGAUACAUGAUGAUAGCAAUUGUUUUGUGUACCGUUUGUCAUUUGUCUCACUUGCCUUUAAUUACAUAAGGUACUUUCAGUGUAGCAAAUAAGAUAUACUUACCAAAUAAAUGUAGAUAAUAUUAAUAUUUCUCCAAUUCUUGUGUGCAAAGGCAAUGAUAAGAGAUUCUGCUGGACAAAAAAAUUAAAAGUAUAUGACAAAACUCACCAAGUAACAGAUCCUCCGAUCAACUGUGUAGAUAAUAACUGUGACGAGUUUAGAUCUGAGCUCAGGUCUCUGACUACAGAGCUCGAAGUCUUGAGCACAACGCAGGUUCCUAAUCACUGUAAAGCACAACCACUUGUGUUUAGGAUGUUUACGC